AUGCCCUUACCUUAUACAAUACUCUCUGGUACAGGCACAGUUUCUGUCAUUAAUGAUGAACAUGGACCACGGGGUUCUUCACGCUGCAAUAAAUUGCGUAAAUUCCUGGAACCUGCAUGUGAGGUAGCUCGUAGUACUAGAAAAUUAGUGCAAAACCAUUUAGAUUCAGAGUGA
Messenger RNA from Sphenostylis stenocarpa, 174 nucleotides. The record is from the annotation of a GenBank genome assembly. NCBI's taxonomy places the organism in Eukaryota, Viridiplantae, Streptophyta, Magnoliopsida, Fabales, Fabaceae.